CAACGGUUUCAACAGAGCCAUCGAAUUGACACACGAGACAGAGAGCCAUGGCCGACGAAGUUUCACCGCCCCCGGCGACCGAAGUUGCAUCAAUCGCGACGCCCAUCAACCUCAUACUCAUUGCACUCUUCAUGAUCCUGGCAUACUACCGCCUCACACCAAAGACCGCACCUACUCUACCAACUCCGCCAGCCCCAACAGUCUUCAAGACCUUUACACCACCCGACCUUGAGCCCUACAAUGGACGCAAUAACAUGCCCGUAUAUCUCGCUGUCCGCGGCAGAGUCUUUGACGUCACCCCUGGACGCAACUUCUAUGGGCCGGGGGGUCCUUACGCCAACUUUGCUGGACGCGACGCAAGCAGAGGCCUGGCCUGUGGCAGUUUCGAUGAGGACAUGCUUACCAAAGACCUCAAUGCUCCUCUCGAUACUCUGUCAGACUUGGGCGAUGAAGAGAUGGAGGCACUGAGAGGAUGGGAGGAGAGAUUUUCCGAGAAGUAUCUGGUCGUUGGCAAACUUGUUCCUGUGGAUAGUGUCGAAGCCAAGGAUGCCACCCUUGUGGAAAAACUCUGAUCGACUAAGACACAGUUCAUAUGCCAUACAACAGUGGGGUCUGGAUUUCAUGGGAAUGUGCCGUUUCGCAUCAUGACCAAAUACAUGCGAACGGGACCCAAAUCCACUUCACCCAAGUCGGCUUUGCGACAGCAAUAUCGUAAUCUUGCUCUAUCCUUCACAAUCCUAGCUCUGUUCGUGUUCGAUCAACAAGCAUCAUGUUGCAGAGCAAGAAUCGAGCAAAGAACACGGGGAUCAAGCCAGUGGUAGGGCAUCUGUAGAUACAAGUCAGACGCGUGGAAGGCAACCUGUAAAUGAUUCGUAGAUGAUCUGACAAAGCAAAGUGCCAAAGCAAUCCAAGAAAAACGAGGAGUUUGAACUAUUGAUAGCAUUCUGUAG
Messenger RNA from Aureobasidium pullulans EXF-150, 950 nucleotides. RefSeq names its product cytochrome b5. Gene Ontology annotation, cellular component: endomembrane system; membrane. The record is from RefSeq and is a predicted model, not a curated record. The transcript has 3 exons. Lineage: Eukaryota; Fungi; Ascomycota; Dothideomycetes; Dothideales; Saccotheciaceae. Bases 48 to 572 code for a protein of 174 amino acids.